AUGAGAGGAAAGGUAGAGGACUGGGUCGAGCAAGUGGCGAAGCUCGCAGAAUUCGCUGCAGCUAAUCCAUAAGCCUCAUAUGCAGCCUUUACUAUUGGAUCGAAACAUCGUUAGACUUAUUAUCUCAGAACACUGCCUGACAUCGAAAAACUGCUGGAGCCGCUAGAGCGCGCAAUAGGCAAUGUCCUCAUACCUGCCAUGAUAGGGCACACUUGUAUACCAGCUGAGCGUGAAUUACUAGCACUUCCGGUGAGGCUAGGGGGACUGGGUCUCACAAACCCAUGCCGAAACGCGACUAAGGAGUAUAAAGCCUCAAUCAGGGUAACACAGCCUCUGGUAAAGCAGAUAGAGGCUCAGACACUCGAGCUUGCGAUGAUGAUGACAUACGGAAAAUGCAGCAGUACAACCGAAGGGAGAAUGAAAAACAUCUGAGAGAAAGGCUAGAGGAAGUAAAGGGCGUACUCCCUGAUGACACAAGGAAAGGGCAAGUCUAGUUGUCUAACAGUUAUCCCGUUAAACGAUAUGAACUUUUCUUUAAACAAGAGAGAGUUCAGGGAUGCCGUUCAUCUCUGCUAUGACUGGCACAUAGCUGACAUGCCCUCCACUUGUAUUUGCGGAGCUGCUUUUACGGUGGAUCAUGCCAUGGUGUGUAGACAAGGAGCAUUCAUCAUCCAGAGGCACAACGAGCUGCGUGAUCUUGAGGCUGAUUUGCUAAACACUGUUUGCCACGAUGUGCAAGUGGAAACCGUUCUCUAGGAGAUAACGGGAGAAGUGCUGACGAGGGGUAUGAACCCAGCACCGGAUGCAAUACAAUACAAUACAAUACAAUAUUUAUUUGCCAUAUACGACAUUUACACAUGGAAAAAAAAAAAUGAAGAAAAUUGAUGACAGAAAAUAAAUGGCGAGAAAACCUGAAAGAAACCACGAGGCUUAUAACAAGUCAGGCUUUCUCACUUAAAAUAACUAAUCUUAUAUUAGAAUUACGAUAUGGACUUAUGGUAAUUAACUUUGACCGCGCACACGUACACACACACACACGCACACACAUAUUAACUAAGUUAGUUAAGAAUUACUGCCUUACAGAAGCUAAUACUUAGAGAGAAGAAAUUCCUUAAGCUUUCUUUUAAAAGAAGCGGAGGAGGGAGAACUAGUUAUGUCAGAAUUUAACGAAUUAUAAAAGUUUGGACCUUGAAAGUAAAUUGAAAACUUCCUGGUGUUCGUUCUGCACAGUGGCAAACGGAAGGACUGAGCAUUCCUAGUAUUAUAAUUGUGGAUUUGACUAUUCAGUAAAAAAAAGUUAUUGAAUUUGGAAGGGAGUGUAGAGUUCUUGAAUGAAAACAUAAAAGUACCUAAUUGAAACGAAUGGAUAUCAUGAAAUUUUAAGAGUUUAAGUUCCUUUAAAAUAGGGCCAGUAUGGGCAAUGUAUGUAGAAUUGCUUACUAUUCUUAACGCACGUUUCUGUAAGGUUACAAUUCUUUGAAGGUUUGACUUAUAGGUACCAGCCCAAGCUAAAUUGCAAUAAUACAAAUAUGGAAGGAUCAUAGAAUUGUAUAAAGUACGAAGGGAGUGAGUAGAGAGAAAAAAACCUACAUUUAUGAAUAAUACCUAUAGAUUUGGAUAAUUUAUUUGCUGUUAAGGAUAUAUGCGAUUUCCAGGUCAAAUUGUCAUCUAAUAAAACACCCAAAAACAUGGUCUCAGAAACACGAAGAAUAGGCUGCUCAUUUAUGAAAACUUGAAAUUCAAAGGAUUGCUUCUUUUGCCAAGGCUUGAAUACCAUAAAAUUAGUCUUGGCUAAAUUCAAGGAGAGCCGGUUUGCUGCAAACCAGGUUGACAAUUUGUUUAAUUCUCUAUUUAAUGUGUUAAUUAGGUAAACAGGGUCAUUAUGGGAGAUAAAUAAGUUGUAUCAUCAGCAAACAAGAUUGCAUCAAGCAGGGAAGCAUUGUUCAAAUCAUUAACAUACAGGAUAAAAAAUAAGGGACCAAGAAUAGAACCUUGAGGCACCCCACAGGGAAUCCCCUGUGGGGCAGAUCUAACGUUAUUAAAUUCGACAAAUUGUGUCGAUGCCCGAUUGGAUGUGCACGCUCGUGGGUUCUGGGAUAGGCAAGGCUCUGCCUCUUUUGACGUAAGGGUUUUUCCACCCAAACGCAGAGUCUUACAAAGAUCUCACCAUUCAGCAGAUUUAUCGCAAACAUGAAGAUGAGAAGAAGAGGUUAUACGCGAACAGGGUUUUGAACGUUGAACGAGGGACUUUUACACCUUUAGUCUUCACUACUACCAGAGGCAUGGCGGACGAAUGCAAGCGUUUCCACAGUAGAUUAGCGGAACUCAUGUCUAUUAAGAAAGGAGAGGAGUACAGCACAACGAUCUCAUGGAUACGUUCAAAAGUGUCCUUCGCCCUUCUAAGGUCCGCCUUACUUUGCCUAAGAGGUUCACGCACCACUAGGUAUGUUCCUCUGAACAUUGAACAUUGUGACUUUGAGAUCGAAAAAGAACAAGCAGGAUUUAGAGAAUAG
This is a messenger RNA of Pocillopora meandrina, 2513 nucleotides long. The record is from the annotation of a GenBank genome assembly. NCBI's taxonomy places the organism in Eukaryota, Metazoa, Cnidaria, Anthozoa, Scleractinia, Pocilloporidae.